AUGAAUGCCGCAUUACCUUGCAGAAAAGCACCUGUUUCGCCAUUGUCCCGCUACCGACUUCUUUCUCCCACUGCCUCUGUCCGCGUCAGUCCGUUAUGUCUCGGUUCCAUGAACUUUGGCGAUGCCUGGGCCGAGUGGAUGGGAAAGUGCACCCGACAAGACACGGAACGGAUUCUUGACUAUUUCUACGAGCAAGUGAGAAACUUCAUCGACACUGCCAACAGCUACCAAUUUGAGCAGUCAGAGAUAUGGAUUGGUGAAUGGAUGAGGAAGCGUGGAAAUCGCGAUGAGAUGGUCGUUGCUACCAAAUACACCACAAACUUCCGAGAUGGACCUGACCAACCGCGCAUCAUGGCCAAUUUCACCGGAAACGGCACCAAGAGUCUGCGGGUGUCCCUGGACGCCAGCUUGAGAAAGCUACAGACCGACUAUGUCGAUAUUCUGUAUGUCCAUUGGUGGGAUUACAGUGCGUCCAUACCGGAAAUCAUGCAAUCCUUGAACCAGCUUGUUGCAAGCGGCAAAGUGCUGUUCCUAGGCAUCAGCGAUGCCCCUGCCUGGGUUGUCAGCAAGGCGAAUGAAUACGCGCGCAAUCACGGCCUUCGCCAGUUUUGCAUUUACCAAGGCCGAUGGUCUGCUGCCUGUCGUGACCUGGAAAGGGAUGUUAUCCCUAUGUGCAAGGCUGAGGGCAUGGCCAUUGCCCCCUGGGGCUCCCUAGGUGGUGGUAGAUUCAAGUCGGACGAAGCACGAGGGUCCAACGACGGCCGUCAGCUGGAGGCUACCGAAGAUGACAUCAAAAUAAGCAAAACGCUGCAGAUGAUAGCAAACCGCAAGGACACAGUCAUUACUAGUAUUGCCCUGGCUUAUGUUAUGCACAAAUCUCCAUACGUCUUUCCGGUAAUAGGAGGCCGCAAGGUUGAGCAUCUCCGGGCCAAUAUCGAGGCACUGACGAUUGAGCUCACCGAGGAAGAUGUCGCGGAAAUAGACGGUGCCCUGCCGUUCGACUUGGGAUUCCCCCAUAACUUCUUAUGGGGCAGACAAGUUCCAAAGUCACCACAAGACAUCUGGCUACUGUCCACGGCCGGAAACUUUGACUAUGUCGAGAACCCCCGGCCUAUCAAUGUCCGGGUAAAUGGAGAGAAGAACCCUUCAACAAAGUCUUUCAGCUGGCGCUGGUUGCCAUACCGGGCGGAGAAGCCUAGAUCAGAAGGAAAGUGGUUACCGCAGCCGGGUUAUCCCUGGUCUUGA
Messenger RNA from Ustilaginoidea virens, 1245 nucleotides. RefSeq lists its product as uncharacterized. The record is from RefSeq and is a predicted model, not a curated record. The transcript is spliced from 6 exons. Lineage: Eukaryota; Fungi; Ascomycota; Sordariomycetes; Hypocreales; Clavicipitaceae. Bases 1 to 1245 code for a protein of 414 amino acids.